UGUCAAAAAAACACGGUAAGCUCAUCACCUUCCUUCGUACAUUCAUGAAGUCGCGCCCAACGAAACAGAAACUGAAACAGCGGGGAAUCCUGAAGGAAAGGGUGUUUGGCUGUGACCUGGGAGAGCAUCUUCUCAACUCUGGCCAUGACGUCCCCCAGGUCCUCAAGAGCUGCACUGAAUUCAUUGAGAAACAUGGCAUUGUGGAUGGAAUAUAUCGUCUGUCCGGGAUCGCCUCCAACAUCCAGAAACUACGCCACGAGUUUGACUCCGAGCAGAUUCCUGACUUGACAAAGGAUAUUUACAUCCAAGACAUCCACUGCGUGGGCUCCCUCUGCAAACUGUACUUCCGUGAACUCCCAAACCCUCUGCUGACCUACCAACUCUAUGAGAAGUUCUCGGACGCUGUUUCUGCUGCGACAGACGAGGAACGCUUGGUGAAAAUCCAUGAUGUCAUCCAGCAGCUGCCCCCACCUCACUACAGGUCAGUGCAGCCUUUGCUCUGGU
Tauraco erythrolophus (red-crested turaco) is the source of this 504-nucleotide messenger RNA. NCBI's taxonomy places the organism in Eukaryota, Metazoa, Chordata, Aves, Musophagiformes, Musophagidae. The record is from RefSeq and is a predicted model, not a curated record.